This is a messenger RNA of Vigna radiata var. radiata (mung bean), 1077 nucleotides long. RefSeq lists its product as uncharacterized. Bases 1 to 1077 code for a protein of 358 amino acids. The transcript has a single exon. The record is from RefSeq and is a predicted model, not a curated record. NCBI's taxonomy places the organism in Eukaryota, Viridiplantae, Streptophyta, Magnoliopsida, Fabales, Fabaceae.
AUGUCAAUGCAAGAUUUCAUGAAAACAAUGCUUGAGCAAANUUCAGAGAUCAAGAAAUCAAUUGUAGAUUUGACUCAGAGAGUGGAAAAGUUAGAGGCUAAGGAGUCAAAUAAGCUGCCUGCACAAACAGUGAUCAACCCGCAAAAUGUAAGUGCUAUUACUUUAAGAACGGGUAAGCAAGUACAAGGCCCUGAAGGAGUCCAAGAGGAUGAAGAUAUGAAGAAAGAAGAAGAACAAGUUGAUGACAAUGGAGGACCAAAUGAACCAUCACCUAAGACUACCACUGAAAAAUCUAGGUUAGUACCUCCUAACUCUUCUUUUAAAAAUUCUUUUUCAUCUUAUUCUCCACUUCCUCCAUAUCCCAAUCGGUUGAAGCCGAGAAACAAAAAAAUGGAGGAGUUAGACCAAAAGAUCUUGAAUACUUUCAAAAAGGUGGAGAUCAACAUACCCUUGCUGGAUGUUGUUAAGCAAAUCCCUAAAUACGCCAAGUUUUUGAAAGAAAUUUGCACAAAUAAAAGGCGUUUUAGGGAUAAUGAGGUUGUGAAUGUAGGAAGAAAUGUGUCAAUCUUGAUUAAGAAGCAUAUUGAAAUACCGCGAAAAUGCAAGGAUCCAGGUAUGUUUUCUAUUCAUUGUGUUAUUGGAAAUUCAAAGUUUGACAAUGCCAUGUUAGAUUUAGGGGCUUCCAUCAAUGUAAUGCCUUUAUCAGUGUUUACUUCUCUAUCUCUGGGACCUCUUAAGACUACUGGUGUGGUCAUUCAACUGGCCAAUCGUAGCACAGUUAACCCUGCAGGUGUGCUUGAGGACGUGCUUGUCCAAGGAGACAAGUUAAUUUUUCCUGCAGAUUUUUAUAUCCUGGACAUGAAGGAUGAAGAAGGAAUCAGUCCAACAACUAUUAUCUUGGGAAGACCCUUCAUGAUGACAGCACGAACCAAGAUAGAUGUGCAUGCAGGAUCAUUGACAAUGGAGAUAGGAGACGAGAAAGUGCGCUUCAACGUGUUGGAAUCUAGGAAGCAUCCAAUUAAAGAUCAUUCUUUAUUUUGUAUUGACUUAUCAAGUGAUGCUAAACCAGUAAGAUAG